This is a messenger RNA of Phialemonium atrogriseum, 771 nucleotides long. Its product is annotated as RNA cap guanine-N2 methyltransferase-domain-containing protein. Bases 1 to 771 code for a protein of 256 amino acids. The transcript has 3 exons. Gene Ontology annotation, cellular component: nucleus. NCBI's taxonomy places the organism in Eukaryota, Fungi, Ascomycota, Sordariomycetes, Cephalothecales, Cephalothecaceae. Gene Ontology annotation, biological process: 7-methylguanosine cap hypermethylation; 7-methylguanosine RNA capping. The record is from RefSeq and is a predicted model, not a curated record. Gene Ontology annotation, molecular function: RNA cap trimethylguanosine synthase activity.
AUGGGGGUAAAAAAGGUUGGCCAGCUCCCCCUCACCAGCGAGUGCCACCACUACUACACCCGAGACGAGGUCCCCUGGGACAUUCAGAAGUACUGGCAUCAGCGAUAUUCAAUCUUCUCCUGCUAUGACGAUGACAUCUACCUCACCGACGAUGCAUGGUUUGGGGUAACCCCCGAGCCUGUAGCUACCCGCAUCGCGCAAGACCUCGGCGCCCUCUCCGCGCCCACCAAGACGACCCUAGUAGACCUCUUCGCCGGCGCCGGCGGCAACGUCAUAGCCUUCGCGCUGUCAGGCCGGUGGGAGCGCAUCAUCGCCGUGGAGCGCGACGCCCCCACCCUGGCCUGCGCGCAGCACAACGCCGCCGCCCACGGCGUCCCCGCCGACAGCGUCGUCUGGGUCCUCGGCGACUGCUUCGACUACCUCGCCCAGGCCCUGGGUACCGACGCCGACGGAGACGGAGACCUGGACCCGGACCUGCGCCUCGACCGGGCCUCCACCACCGUCUUCGCCUCCCCGCCCUGGGGCGGCGUGGAUUACCGCCUCCAGGACGUCUUCGACCUCGCCACCAUGCAGCCCUACGACAUGGAAACGAUCUACCGCGCCUGCCGCCCCGUGGAGCACGCGCUGUACCUGCCCCGGACGAGCGACCUGCGCCAGAUCGCGAAGCUGGCGCCCCCCGGUGGCAAGGUGGAGGUCGUGCAGUACUGCAUGGAGGGGGCCAGCAAGGCGAUGGUGGCCUACGUGCCCGAGAGUCGCGAGGUGGAAGGAUAG